Molecule: messenger RNA, 1713 nt
Organism: Etheostoma spectabile (orangethroat darter)
Lineage: Eukaryota; Metazoa; Chordata; Actinopteri; Perciformes; Percidae
Product: protein LSM14 homolog B-like
Molecular function (GO): mRNA binding
Source: RefSeq, a predicted model, not a curated record
GCCGCAGCAGCUGCCUCGGCGCUCACAGACCGAGAGCAGCGAUGUUAGGCUAUCUGGAUGUCAAAGUCGACUCAAUAGCGCUGAUCAACAAUUGCCAGUUUAAACAGUUGUUUUCCAGCCAUAUGUUUUGGCUUCUUGACGCUACGGGAGUUGCCUACAUUGUUGCAAGUUCUUACACAUUUGAGAAAUGCUAUCAAAAUAAUUGUCAGAACAAAAUAUUACACACCUAACAAACAAAUAUAAGUUACAAACAAUCAUAAAUGUCAAUAACUAUAAGUAUCAGACGAGUCAUAAAUGAAAAGUUCAGCACAGGACCGGCAGUGAAAUAGUAGGCUAGUCUCAUUGCCAGGUGCGUUAAAUCUCAAUCAAUGGGCGUGGUUUCAAGUGGACGCCAAUAAAUUGUUUCCGGUCGCUCCAUGGCCUGAAUGCUACCACCUGAGUUCUUGUAUUGUAUUGUCCUGAAUGGUCUCCUGCAAUGAGUUCAUCAAAGCCCUACAUUGGCUGUAAAAUAGGGUUAAUUUCAAAAGCCCAAAAUCGUUAUGAGGGGAUUUUGUAUACAAUUGAUAAAGUGAACUCUACAGUAGUGCUUGCAAAAGUCAAGUGUUUUGGAACAGAGGGACGACCCACUGACAGACCCGCGCCAUCAAAAGAUGACAUCUAUGAGUACAUCACUUUCCGGGGAACUGAUAUUAAGGACAUCACAUUGUGUGAACCUCCAAGAUCUUAUCGCGGCCCCCCGGAUCCUGCAAUAGUACAGUCAUCCAGUUCAGGCUCUCCAGGCAUCUACUCAGCUCUUGGACCAUAUAGCCCCUUAAGGAUGCCCGCCUACAACCAGCUUGCUGCCAGCUCUCUACUUAAUCAACAGUAUGCUGCAGCUCUUGGCCUUGGGUCUGUUCUUCCAGGCUUACCUGUUGUAAGGGGCCCCAUGGUGGAAAAGGCUGUACAAACCGUCCAAGUGGACCGCUCUAGGCCAAGGGGAGGCUUGACUCCAUCCCGGGAGCAGGAGCGGCAAUGGGAGAGAAGGAGGCCUCAGAGGCCCAGAGGAGCGAGUUCCCAGACCAGAAGGGGCACUGGAGCCAUCAUGAAGCCAGGCCCACGUUUGCCCACUGCUCAACAGGAAACACAGCAGCAAAACUAUGAAAACAGGUCACCACCAAGAAGACAAGGAGCUCGGAGGCGCAGGAACCGUAGUAGAGGCCAGCUGAUGGUGGCUAAUGGUCCAUCUGCCAUCCUUAAGUUUGAGACAGACUUUGAUUUUGAUUCGUCAAAUGCACAGUUUAUUAAGGAGGAGCUAGAGAGGACGGUGCAGGACAGGAUGAAAGAUGGAAACCAUGAGGUAGAAGAGAAAGAACAGCACUCAACUGCAGAGCAUUAUCAUUUUGGACCAAAAUGCUACUACGACAAAGCGAAGUCUUUCUUUGACAACAUCUCAUCUGAGAAUAAGUUCAGACUAACAUGGGCGGAGGAGCGGAAGCGCAAUCUGGAGACUUUUGGGGUCCCUGGACGGUUCAUGAGGGGCCAAGGCUUCAGAGGUGGCUACAGUGGACGAAGAGGAUGGGGCCCUGCUCAGACGCUAUCUUACAGAACCAGGAGUGGACAGCUGUAAAUGUCCAAGUUUGAUAACACAGUGCUAAAGCAACCCCAUCCUCCAAGGAUGGCUUACUUGGGUGUAACAAAUGGGAAUUUUACCCAUUAAUCAGCUGUCACUGUCUG